Passer domesticus (house sparrow) is the source of this 5351-nucleotide messenger RNA. RefSeq names its product hemoglobin subunit rho. Gene Ontology annotation, cellular component: haptoglobin-hemoglobin complex; blood microparticle; hemoglobin complex. Gene Ontology annotation, biological process: oxygen transport; hydrogen peroxide catabolic process. Gene Ontology annotation, molecular function: oxygen binding; haptoglobin binding; oxygen carrier activity. The transcript has 3 exons. The coding region runs from base 4855 to 5298 and encodes 147 amino acids. The record is from RefSeq and is a predicted model, not a curated record. Lineage: Eukaryota; Metazoa; Chordata; Aves; Passeriformes; Passeridae.
CCCUCAGUGUCCCCUCAGUGUCUCUCCCUCAGUGUCCCCUCAGUGUACCCUCAGUGCCCCUCAGUGUCCCUCCCUCAGUUUCCCCUGUGUCCCUCUCUCAGUGCCCCCUCAGUGUCCCUUCAUCUCUCCCUCAGUGUCCCCUCAGUGUCCCCAUCACUGCCCUCUCAGUAUCUCCUCAGUGUCCCCUCAUGUCCCCUGCAGCCCGGGUCCCUCCUGUGCUGAUGGAGCCCAGCCAGGGCCGGGGCAGAGCAGACCCUCCAGAGAAUCUGUGCCCUCAGCGAGCCCGUCCUGCAGGAGCUGUCUGCAGUGACAGUCCUGCUUUUGUCCCUUUCUGGGUACUCCUGCCCAGGUUCUUGUGCUCAGGGAUAACUCAGGAGCAGGCUCACUAAAAUUUAGCUUUGUCCCAGACAUCCUGGCCCUUAGGCCUCACCUCGUGCCCCUCACCCUGUCACCACCCCUGGAGCAGCUCUGGAGCCUCCAGCCCGUGGCACUGGGGUGGCUCCAGUGCCACAUCCUGGUGGGUCCCUUUGCAGGGACAUGGGGACAGGGGUGGGCAAACAGGGUCCAGCAGGUUCUUGGGCAUUUCUGCUGCACCCUCCCCCAGCAGUGUCACCCAGGACCCACACUGCCGACCCAGCAGAUUUCCUAUAAAAUUAAAGCAAUACUGUGAAAGCCUCCAAGUCAGUUAAAAUAUGUUUGUGUGAAAAGUGAGGCACAUGUUGGGAUUCCUGGGGUGGUCCUGUGCAGGGCCAGAAGCUGGACACAAUGACCCUUGUAGGUCCUUUUCCAGGAGGAAUUUGCCCAUGGAAAGGGUGCUCAGGCCUUGGCAGGGGCUGCCCAGGGAGCUUGGCAGUGCCCAUCCCUGCAGGUGUCCCCUGCAGGUGGCACUGAGUGCUCUGGGCUGGGGACAAGGCAGCAUAGCUGGCUUUACCUGGGAUUCUGUCCCUUUCAGCUCAGGAUAUUCCAUGUUUCUAUGAUUACAUGGCAUGAAGGUGAAGCUGGAGCAGUCACAGCAAGGGGUGCUCCACACCUCUUGGAGUCGGACCUAAAAGAUACCAAGGGUUAAAUCUGGAUCCUGAAAUGAGAGAGCUUUGUUAAGGGCAGGGAGGAAUUAAUUUACCCUCCACUGCAUUUCCCCUGGUUGUUACAGCAGAGAAACAAACAGGACUGUCUUUGUGCUAAGAGCAGAAUGCCUGGGGCUGAAGGGGACAACUCUCCUGGUGGGAAUGGCAUCCAGCUCUGCUCUACAAUUCCAGCCUGCCUGGAGUCUCCACUGUGGAGCCCCCACACUUCUGCUGCCUGUGGUGUGUCCCAGGAUCCCUCUCCCUUCUAAGGACAAAACUGCAUUUCCAGAAAUUCUUUCCCACCAUGUUCAGGCAACAACCAGUCCCAGCCAGGGGGAGUUGUACAAUUUGUUGUGAUUCAGACACACUCAUUCUGCCUUUCCCUGGAUUCAUCACUGACCCCAUCCUGCAUGGCUUAGAGCAGCUGCUCUGCCCCUUUCACUAAAGUCUGUGAGCAUCUGGCUUUGCUCUGCUGCUCUGGGCACCCUGUGCCAGCCCUGCCCACCCUGCCAGGAACAAUUCCUCACUGCCAAGAUCCCAUCCAUUGCUGCCCUCUGGCACUGGCAGCCAUUCCCUGGGUGCUGUCCCUGCAGGCCUUGUCCCCAGCCCCUCUCCAGUUUUCCAGGGGUUCCUGCUGUCCCCUGCUGCCCCGAGUUCUGUUCUGAAGCCACCCCUUGCUGGGUGCCUGCAGCAGCAGUGUGGUGGGGAAUCACCUGUGCCCUCCAAGCCAGCCCAGACUGGCCACAGCCAAAUGGGCCCUGUGGGGCAGGACGGGCUGGGGCUGAGGUGUAAAUUUGCAGAGUGGCUGCAAAAGGCCAUUGCCAUGACAGACAGUCCCCAGGCACAGGGGCAAGACCCUAAUCCGAUUAAGAGGCUGAUUCACCUGCUGUUAUUCCUCUGCUGUUGUGCCCAUCUGAAGAGAUUUAAAGGUUAAAGAGCUGCUGUGGGGAUAAAACCAACCAUUAGAGGGAUCAGUACAGGAGAGCAGCAUGGAGUGGGCCUGUCUGAAUUGGAAAUUACUGGAAAUUACUUCUGCCUCUCUUCCUCCUGUUUUGUCUGCCUUCCUCCUUCCCCCUCAGCUCUAUGGCCAUCAUUACCCAUCCAUGAAAAGUCAUCUUGCUCCCACACCAGUAAAACUAGGCCCUGAUGGGUCACAGCGUGGGUCCAGGCCAGGAGGCUUCUCACCACAAGCCAUGUCUCUGCCUGUUUUCAACAGGCUCCAGAAACCCAGCAUUUAUUAACCACAUUUAAAAAAUAAUAUUAAUGCUGCAGUCAACACCCCCCUCUAGCCUCUGUGUUUGAUGUCCUGCCUGUCCCAGGCUCACCCUCCUGCUGCCCCUCCCUGAGCGUUUCCCUGCUGCUGGUUCAGAUGCAGCAGAAAAGCAUCAUUAUCUUUUCCCUUUUAAAGCUCGGCCUUGCAGAGCUGAAAAUGAAUCUCCUAUCAGAGACGAGGCGAGUGCAUUGCUAAGAACAGCCCCAGAUGCAGCCUGGGUUUUAAUUUCAAUGCCAGGGAAUUCAGGCUGCAGAGGUAAUAAAUGCAGAGGCCACUGAGGCCAUUCAUUGUCAUCCCCAGCUGGGCGAGCAGCUGCUGGCUCGGGAUGGGAAUGCCUGCCUGGGAAUUCAGGCUGCACUAUUCCAUCACACUCCUUGUAGCUCUGUAGGGUGAAUUUGGGCAACUUCUGGAGUCCCCAGAUCUGCUGAGAGGCACGGGUGUGUUGUGUGCCUGCUGUGCAGGUGAGCAGCCCAGGCAGCACCGAUACCUUUAUCUGCCCCACACAGCCCCGCUGCCCGGGCUAUCAGAGCCUGCCUGGGGCUGCUCACAGCGCCUCUCCCACGGCCCAGAAAUGGAAAAAAUUAAUAAAGUCUCAUAGAACCCUGUGGUGAGGAGCUACAGUGUGACUGCAGAUGUGAAUGGCCCAAGAGGAUCACGGUGAUGGGCUCCUGCCACUGUGUCUCCAGUGAGAUCACACAGUGCCAGACUGCUGCAGCUUGGGAGGGACCUUAAACCUCACCAGUGCCACCCUGCCAGGGCAGGGACACCUUCCCCUGUGCCAGGCUGCUCCAGCCCCAGUGUCCAGCCUGGCCUUGGGCACUGCCAGGGAUCCAGGGGCAGCCCCAGCUGCUCUGGGCACCCUGUGCCAGCCCUGCCCACCCUGCCAGGGAACAAUUCCUCAUUGCCAAGAUCCCAUCCAGCCCUGCCCUCUGGCACUGGGAGCUAUUCCUGUGUCCUGGCACUGCAAAAGGGAGAGGGACUGAGGCAAAAUCCAGGUCUCCAGGAGAUUUUCCCAAGUUCAUAGGGCAAUGCACCAUGCCAUGAAUGGGAUGUACCAAAACCACAACAGCCAUGGCAUGAGGUUUGCCUGGUGUGAGGAUGAGGCAAAGGAUGAGAAAAGUGCUUCAAGAGAAGAAGAAAUCACAAGUUCAAACAGAAAAGCAGACAGAGAAUUCCAGAAUCCCAGAAUGGUUUGGGUUGGGAGGGGUUUUAAGGAUCAACCGGUGCCACCCUGCCAUGGCAGGGACACCUUCCCCUGUGCCAGGCUGCUCCAGCCCCAGUGCCCAGCCUGGCCUUGGGCACUGCCAGGGAUCCAGGGGCAGCCCCAGCUGCUCUGGGCACCCUGUGCCAGCCCUGCCCACCCUGCCAGGGAACAAUUCCUCAUUGCCAAGAUCCCAUCCAUUGCUGCCCUCUGGCACUGGCAGCCACUCCCUGGCUCCUAUUUCUGCCUCCCCAUGUAAGAAGUUCCUCUCCAGCAUUCCCAGAUCAAUGGACCAGUAUCAGUCUGUAACUAGAAGAUUUCAGAGGUCUGGAUGAGACUUCUUAACCAUCCCACAGUCAGACCCAAAGCCACAGAUUCAAAGGAUCCUGGAAUGGUUUGGGCUGGAUAAUCACCCAGUUCCAGCUCCCUGCACUGGGCAGGGACACAUUCUACCGGAGCAGGUUGCUCCAUGCCCCAUCCAGCCUGGCCUGGAAUAAUUCCAUGUCUGUGGUUGUGUCUGGAUGCCUGACAGCUCAAGCAUCCUGGCUUUGCCUUUCUGAGCACAGGGGUACAGCUUCACUGGAGGCCUGGAAACCAGGAAAACACCUGUGGAGGUGUCAGCCAGAGUCAGACAAAAGCCUGUAGGCAGAGCCUGACCUGGUGGAAAUGGAUGCUGCUGAUGGCCUGUGACGGGGCAGGGUCCUGCUGUCCUUUCAUUCCUGCAGGGAGAGACCCCUGGAGGGCUCACACUGGACACACGUGGGCAAGGAGCCUGUUCACAGCUGCAGCCCACCCUGCCAUCCCACACAGGUAUUCCUGGAAACCUGGAGCUGAGGAGGUGACCUCUGCUUCACCAGCACCAUCCCUGCAAGUGUCCAAGGCCAGGCUGGAUAGGGCUGGCAGCAACCUGGCAUAGUGGAAGGUACCCUGUCCAUGGCAGGGGGUAGAACUAGAAGAGCUUUAAAGUCCUUUCCAACCCAGACAAUUCCAUUAUUCUAAAGCACCUCUCUGAGGGCUCUGUGCCUGUUCAGGGAUGGGUGGAAUGUCCAUGCCUGUGGUGAACAGGCAGCCAGGGCUGAGGGAGAGAGAGAUAAGAGGGUACUGUGUGCUGGCCUGGCCUGUUAAGGGACUCGCAGGGAUUUCCUCGAAGACCACACCUCACUGCAGAGUGACCACUGCAUGGGGACCCCCGGCAGGGACCCCCGCCCGUGCCAGCCAAUGGCCCCGCUGCAGGGGCCGGCCCGGGGCUGGCCCAGGCCAUAAAACCCGGCCCAGGCUCCGGGCUCAGCACAGCUCUGUGAACUCCUGCAGCCACCAUGGUGCACUGGUCAGCCGAGGAGAAGCAGCUCAUCACCAGCGUCUGGGCCAAGGUCAACGUGGAGGAAUGCGGCGGCGAGGCCCUGGCCAGGCUGCUGAUCGUCUACCCCUGGACCCAGAGGUUCUUCUCUGACUUCGGGAACCUGUCCAGCCCGACGGCCAUCAUCGGCAACCCCAAGGUGCGUGCCCAUGGCAAGAAGGUGCUGACCUCCUUCGGGGAGGCCAUCAAGAACCUGGACAACCUCAAGGGCACCUACUCCAAGCUGUCGGAGCUGCACUGCGACAAGCUGCACGUGGACCCCGAGAACUUCAGGCUCCUGGGUGACAUCCUGGUCAUCGUCCUGGCCGCCCACUUCACCAAGGACUUCACCCCUGCCUGCCAGGCCACGUGGCAGAAGCUGGUCGGGCUGGUGGCCCACGCCCUGGCCCGCAAGUACCACUGAGGCCUCGCGAGGCACCUGUCUGUAAAGGGCAAUAAAAAACACGUUUUCUGGAA